This is a messenger RNA of Prosopis cineraria, 1163 nucleotides long. RefSeq names its product probable CCR4-associated factor 1 homolog 6. Lineage: Eukaryota; Viridiplantae; Streptophyta; Magnoliopsida; Fabales; Fabaceae. The coding region runs from base 294 to 1037 and encodes 247 amino acids. Gene Ontology annotation, molecular function: poly(A)-specific ribonuclease activity; nucleic acid binding. Gene Ontology annotation, cellular component: CCR4-NOT core complex; P-body; CCR4-NOT complex. The record is from RefSeq and is a predicted model, not a curated record. The transcript has 3 exons.
UCCGUCGAUUUCAUUCAUAUUUUCCAGAAAGCUUCACAUCACUCAUAUCGUCUCCUUAAUUCAUCAGUAUCAGACCAUUCCAUCCAUUGCAUUCUUCUACCGCGCGCAUAACAAUUAUUAAAUUCAUUCACUGCAUAUUCUUCAGAAACCUUCACACUCCAUAUAUAUCGUCUCCUUCAUUCAUCAGUAUCAGUCUAUUCCAUCGAUUGCAUAUUCUUCUACCUUACAACAAUAAUUAAAUUCAGUCUCUGUAUAUUCUUCAGGGAUUUUUCUUUAAUUCAUUUAAAGAAAAUAUGUCGACGAGUCUUGAAGGAAGUGAUGACAGUGUUCAAAUAGUAGAUGUUUGGAAAGACAACAUAAAACAAGAGUUCGACUUCAUUAUUGAUGCCAAAAAGACACAUCCAUAUGUAUCCUUGGACACAAAAUUCUCAGGUUCUCUUUUCAUAGUAAGAAACUAUGGAGCAUUGACUGGAAACCUGGGACUGGCCAAACUCAUACAAGUGGGUCUCACGUUGUCCGAUGAAAACGGUCAAUGUCCCAUGGUCAAUGGUCAACGUGUCUGCUGGCAAUUCAACUUCUGUGAGUUCAAUCCAAAAACGGAUCCAAAAUCCAGAGACAUGAUCGAAGCCCUGAGAGACAAUGGUAUGGAUUUGGAGAAGAACCAGAAAGAUGGCGUGACAUACAGCGAAUUUGCAGAGCUUCUGAUGUCGUCUGGGCUUGUAAUGAGGGACGAGGUUUCAUGGAUUACGUUUCAAGGUUCGUCUCAUUUCGGGUACUUAGUGAAGCUGCUGACUGGGAAGAAGAAUCUUCCAGAAACAGAACAAGAGUUCUUGGAGAUUCUCAAGUAUUGUUUCCCAGUUUCUUAUGAUGUCAAGCACCUGAUAAGAUCAUCCACCAACGUAAAUCUGCAACAGCAUGGUGGUGGUGAACUGGAAGAUGUUGCCAGAUUUCUGGAGGUGAAGGCUAGAGUUGGACCGCCGGCGGCGGGCAAACCAAGCCGGUUCAGAAAGUUUGCUGACGAGUUUUGUGUUCAAUAAACUGAAACAUGAUCCUCAGUACUUCAAUGGAGCUAUACCAGAGACAUGUCGUGGUGUUUUGCCCGGCUUGGCCGGUAUUCAACUUUAGUCAAAUGUAACUGAAGGAGACAAGUAUGGUUCUGAAUA